AUGUGGCGGUGUUGUGGCCGAUUGCACGUUGCGUUGCUGCGGGGGCGGUGGGCCUUGACUGCUUCACCGACAGGCGUUGCAGUGCGGCUGCAUGGCGCGCCGACCGUCCCGCUCUGCGAGUGCCACGCCCAACGCCAUUGGGACAGCGGGACGAAACAGCCGCGACUGUCCUUUGGAGCCAGCAGCACCUGCUGGCCGCAGUUGGGCGGUGCGAGUGGGAUGCUUCACCGCACGGGUGUUGUGAUGGCGCCUCGAAGCGGCAUCCCCGGUGAUGGUUCCGACGCUGCAGCUCGCAGAGGAGUUGAGGAAACGCGGCGACCAAAUUGGACCAUGAGCAGCAGCGUAAAGGACAUUCUGCUGGAGGGAAGCACUCUCAGGACCGACAUGAAGCUGAACGAUUUCCUUCGGAAUUAUGUUGGCGGCAGGGCGGCCGUUGGUGAAGACCACAACGUGACGAUGCAGGUGUUUGUUCAGGAGCCGGAUGCUUACGUACAAGACCAGCGGCUUCUUAGAAUUAUUUUUAAUUUAACAGAGUACCAAGCGCUGGAGGCUAUUAAUAGGCUUCAUCACGAGGGUGUGGUUUCUCUCGAGCAAUGGAGGGACUAUGAAGGAAAGGAUACAGUCACUCCCAUUGCAAGGGGAAAAAUAAACGCUGCCCUUUCUCGGGCGCAGACAUCAACGCCCGUGGUUUUUUCAAAGGUGCUGAAGGGGUUCUACAAUUCUGUGUACAAUGCGAGUUGGAGUCAUGUGGUGAAGGUUGUUGGCGGCGAGGGGAUGGGAAUGGAGGUGAAGGAGGGGAAACCGGAACAGUCAUGGACGUACAAGGAAGUUGGCUACACUCUCGAAAAGGAUGACGGUGUGUUGCAAUCCGGUGCACCGCGUCCCAGGCUGAUGGUGCUCACUUCCGACAAGGGAUGGCCGUACACGUGGAAAAAUGAUGGACAGAAUAUUCGUGACUGCUAUGUGGACUGUGAGGUGGAGCGAGUGUGGCAGAUCGUCAAGGGCAAUCUCACCGAAUCGUUCAGCGCCUACGAAGGGUCCGACUAUAUCCCCAAGCGGCAUGUGUUGAUUGGGACGCCCGGGAUCGGGAAGUCGAUGAAUGCCGGCUCGUACCUCCUCUACCAGCUGCUGCACUACGAUGCGGAGAAGCUCCCAAUGGUUGCGUACGUUGUUGCGGAUCGAAAAUUCCUAUUUGACAAGACCACCAAAACGGUGACAAGAUACAGUGCGGCGUCUAGUAUCGUGGAUAUUUUGGACGGGUUUUCUGAUCGUGGGGUGGAGGGGUAUAUUAUCUACGAUGUGGCAAAACAGGGUCAUGAACCGCCUGAUAGUUUGCCUUGCAAGGGAUGGGGCAUGAUUGUGGUGACAUCACCGAACGAGGGCAACUUCAAAGAAUGGGAGAAACAAAGUGGAUCCGUACGAAUCGUAAUGAAUUGUCCUGAGAAAGACGAUGUAAAGGCGAUGUGCGUUUGUAUGAAGCGCAAUGAGCCAACUGUGCAAGCGGUGUACAUGAAGAUGGUGGAGGGUCGAAUGGAUAAAGUGGGACCGCUUCUUCGCUACGUCUUUGAUCAGCGCAAAUACAAAGAGCGGAUCGACUCGUGCAGAAGUACAGUUAAUAAAAUGGCCUUGCCGGAUACCAACUAUUACUCUGUUUUGGGGACUGAUAAAGUGUGUGAUGGUAGCCACGUCUCUCACAAACUUGUAAAGGUCGUACGAGUACGAGGAAAAGAUGAUUCCGAAUUGCCUUACAAUGCACUGGUAUCUUCCCACCUUGCAGAAUUAACGUUAUGCAAGUUGGCGGAGUUAAUGGUGCCGAAUGAUUUUAAUUUACUCAUAUUGGCUAUCAAGGACGAUCUCAUAUCAAAAGUCCUUGAAGAUCAUUCCUUGUUUGCAUUUUUAAGUGAGGCCUUUGUAAAUGCAAUAAUACCGAAACUCAGGGAGCUGAAACUAGAAAAAGAUGCUCCACCACACCGCUGUGCGUUGAGAGUGCGUCUACAUGAGCGCCCCUUCAAGCCCUGUCUUUUAGAGUGCCUGGAAAAUUUAAAAAAGAAAAUUAAUAUAGAGUGUCGGGUGCUGUACAAACCGGAGGCUGAAAACUUUCCGUUGGUGGACGGCUUUUUCUUUUUGGACUCAAAUCCGAAGACGCUGGUUGGACUGCAGAUGACUACGGCGAGUGAGCAUCACACCAUACCCAGCACUGUGAGGCAGUUCAAUGAGCGUAUGGCUAAAUAUUUUGAAGGUUGGGAGGAGUUUUCUGAGGGAUUGUCGUGGAAUAUUAUUUAUAUACAGCACGCAGACAGCACGCCGUUGAAUGACUGGCAGAGAUGUGAUGUUGUCAAUACCAAUAAUGUGAGCCGCGAUGAAGGCCGAGAGAUUGCGGUGUUCUGGGAGGAAGAGGUGCGCCUGUACCAAGUGUCAAUAUCGUCCAGAGACUUUGAAGAGAGGAAGCUCUCCGAAGUGUGCAAAAAAUAA
Trypanosoma cruzi is the source of this 2472-nucleotide messenger RNA. RefSeq names its product retrotransposon hot spot (RHS) protein, putative. The coding region runs from base 1 to 2472 and encodes 823 amino acids. The record is from RefSeq and is a predicted model, not a curated record. NCBI's taxonomy places the organism in Eukaryota, Euglenozoa, Kinetoplastea, Trypanosomatida, Trypanosomatidae. The transcript has a single exon.